Messenger RNA from Brassica oleracea var. oleracea, 570 nucleotides. RefSeq names its product protein RALF-like 19. NCBI's taxonomy places the organism in Eukaryota, Viridiplantae, Streptophyta, Magnoliopsida, Brassicales, Brassicaceae. The record is from RefSeq and is a predicted model, not a curated record. The coding region runs from base 111 to 440 and encodes 109 amino acids. The transcript has a single exon.
UGACAUCUUUUCCAAUACCACUUCUAUUUUCUCUCUCCUUUCACAAGGAAGGGCGUAUAUAAGAAUUCUAUUAACCAUCUAAUCAUCAAACAACACACAAAGAAAACCAAAUGGAUAUCAAGUUCUUGUUGAUCCUUGUCCUCUUGACCCUAGCCGUAGUCGCCGAAUCUGCCAAUGCCACAUGUCUUUUGACCAAAUCUUGUGCCAAUGGCCAAGGUUGCAUUGGAGACGAUGAUGUGCUCGAGUCCUUGAUGGAUUCUGAGACCAACCGGCGGCAACUAGCCGCAAGGCGCAGGUACAUUAGUUACGAAGCAAUUAAGAAGAACAAAUUGUGCAACCAUCGUGGCCAGUCUUACUACGAUUGCGAGAAGAGGAAAAGGGUUAAUCCGUACUGGCGUGGCUGCAGCGCCAUCACACAUUGCUAUAGGUACGCUUCUUAAUUUGAAGAAAUAUAUAUAUACCAACAACAUGAUCAGAGAAGCGAGAGGGCAAAUGAUGCAAACAGAAAAAAAGAACACCAGUUUUUACUCUUGAUAUUCCUCCUUUUCUAUUAGUUUUCUUUAAUUUUCU